Messenger RNA from Postia placenta MAD-698-R-SB12, 1209 nucleotides. RefSeq lists its product as hypothetical. Gene Ontology annotation, molecular function: hydrolase activity, acting on ester bonds. The transcript has 6 exons. The record is from RefSeq and is a predicted model, not a curated record. Lineage: Eukaryota; Fungi; Basidiomycota; Agaricomycetes; Polyporales; Adustoporiaceae. The coding region runs from base 77 to 1093 and encodes 338 amino acids.
CUGUAUCCGCUAUUUCCACCUUUCGAGGCGACAAUUUUGCUCGAGAACGACCCCAAGUCUUACUAAUAGACGUAACAUGGGCAAGAACAAAAAGUCAUUUGUCCCUACUGAAUCGUGUCUGUCCUUGUCCUCACAUCCCGAACUCGAAGAGAUCCACGACAAGCCGCGGAUCAUAGAUACUCACACACACUUGGUCUCGACGUUCAACGCGUACAAGUCAAAAUACGCACAAGGAAAAUACAAUACAGUUCAUGAAUUCGUGCGCGGGCUAUAUGCUGGCCAUAACGUAGAGGCCAUCGUCGACGUCUGGUGCGAGGCUCCCGUGCAGAGUGUAUGGCGGUCCAUUGCGAACUCUGCUCUCACGGAGGAGGACAGGCGAGAGAAAUGGGGCGGCAUAGAGUAUUGGUUUGUUAUGGGCGUCCACCCACACGAGGCGUCGCUUUACAACGACGACGUGGAGACAGAUAUAUUGGAGGCCAUGGCGCAUCCGCGCUGUGUCGGUUGGGGCGAGAUUGGAUUGGACUACCACUAUGACAAUUCACCACGCGAUAUUCAGCGGGCCGUCUUCGUGCGCCAGCUGCAGCAUGCCGUACGUCUCGGAAAGCCGCUGACGAUCCAUACACGCGAGGCGGAGGAGGACGCGGAACAUAUUCUCAAAGAGCAUGUUCCUAAAGAUCACAGGAUCCAUAUACAUUGUUACACAGACUCGCCAGAAUGGGCUGCGCGGAUGUUAGAUCAUUUCCCUAACCUGUUCAUUGGUGUCACCGGUGUCAUCACGUACUCUACAAACCUCAACACCUCUGCUGUCAUUCGCUGGCUUGUGCAACAUCCCACACCGAGCCAGCGCUCACCAUUACGCAUCGUCCUCGAGACGGAUGCACCGUUUAUGGUACCCUCCAAUAUAUAUGCGACGCCUGCCCUUAAAGAAGUCAAGGGCCGCCUGCCACUCUCCCACACAGCCAUGAUCCCUUGGACAGCCGCAUUUGUCGCAGUUGUUGCACGCGAGGCAGCUGGUGAUAGUGGGGAUGAAUGGACAAUCACACAGGUCUUGUGCGAGGCACGAGAGAAUGCGCGUACAAUGUAUGGUGUGUAAUGUAUGCUGCAUGUGGCUGUAUUGUUGCCCAAGCGCAUCCUAUGUGCUCGACAUCGCGAUCCUCAGCCGCGCCAUGUCGAGCCGUGCAUUGACACAAUGAUAUUGCUGCAUCCUCU